GGCACCUGAGAAGGAAUGGAGGUUCAGUCAGAUUCAUUCACCAAACAAGUUGCAUGCAAGGAAUAACAGCAAGCAGCCACAACCGCAAGAUCUACUCUACAAGUUUCUCCAAACACACCAAAGGUGGACGUCUUGAGGAUGAUUUGGGCAGCGGUGGUGGCAGAAGCGCCCAAUCCCCAAAUAGCCGCGCAGUGACGUCACGGAUGAGGCAGCACUCGGUAAACAGAUGUUUGUCGCCAAGAAGACUCCUAGCUUAUAAACUCUUACUCGACCAGGAAGGCACUUUAUUUGCAACCCGUGAUGUGUUUGUACCGCCAGGCGUUAGCGGGAGUCUUUAGCUGAGCUCCCUUCCUGUCCUUUCCGCUAUUGCUCUCCUCCUCAUCCUCCUCAUCCCUCCGGUCGUCCCUGUGAUGCCUCCCUCGUGCUGUGGCUUCCUGUCACAGUACACCCAUCAUCACCUGGUCGCCUUCCUCCUCACCUUCUUUAGUUAUGUGUUCCUGCAUGCAUCCAGGAAGACGUUCAGCAAUGUAAAAGUGAGCAUCUCCGCCCAGUGGACGCCUUCUACUCAGAAUGCCAGCUCUCCCGCUUUCUCUCCUAGCGAGACAUGGGAGAGCAAUUGCCUGUUUGAGACUGAAGAGCAGGCCACUCUCUUCCUUGGAGCGCUGGACUCCAUUUUUCUCUUUUCCUACGCUGUGGGUUUGUAUCUCAGCGGCGUGAUUGGCGACAGAGUCAACCUGCGCUACGUGCUCUGUUGCGGCCUGUGCGGCUCCGCUGCCGUGGGUUUUUUGUUUGGCACGCUGACAGAGUGGCUCCACCUGUACAACAUCUACCUCUACUGUAGCCUGUGGGUUCUCAAUGGACUGCUGCAGUCCACCGUCUGGCCCUGUGUGGUCGCUGUCAUGGCUAACUGGUUCGGCAAGACGGGGAGCGGCUUUGUGUUUGGCCUGUGGAGCGCCUGUGCCUCGGUGGGCAACAUCCUGGGCGCCUUCUUGGCAUCCAGCAUGCUCAAGUACGGCUACGAGUACACCUUCCUGGUGACCUCAGUGGUGCAGUUUGCUGGUGGUGUGGUGGUCUUCUUCGGCCUGCUCACCUCUCCGAAAGAAGUUGCAUAG
Entelurus aequoreus (snake pipefish) is the source of this 1112-nucleotide messenger RNA. Its product is annotated as sugar phosphate exchanger 3-like. Lineage: Eukaryota; Metazoa; Chordata; Actinopteri; Syngnathiformes; Syngnathidae. The record is from RefSeq and is a predicted model, not a curated record. Gene Ontology annotation, biological process: transmembrane transport. Gene Ontology annotation, cellular component: endoplasmic reticulum membrane. Gene Ontology annotation, molecular function: transmembrane transporter activity.